AAACGAUCGACGGACCACAUUCAGCGACCGCGCUACGUCAUUCGACUCCCACCACAGCAACCCAAACGCUCCUUCGAAUCCAAUCCAUCAUGUCCUCCCCCCAAGAUCCGAAGCGGAACAUACCUACCAAAGGUGAAGAGAACGAGAAGGUUGAGAAUGAGACCCGGCAUCCAUCGCCGCCCAAGAUAGUAGAAGCACCCCCGGAUAAUGCACCAGCGGUGAGCGACGCGAAGAACAACGCCACCGCGACUACUGCACCCACAACUACCGCACCGCUCGCGCCCCCUCCUCGACCCACCCAAAAUAACACAUCUGAUACUCCCGACUACUUUAGUGGUGCGCACGGCAGUAACCACUUCAACCUGGAGCCGAACCCCUUCGAACAAUCGUUCGGAAACUCGUCGGUGGAGACUCCAGGAAAGAGCCUACUCCCUCCCGUUGCAAGCCUAACAUCGCCCUCUUCAUUACUGCCUGCCGGCACUCCCGGUUGGAGUCAAUCGUUACGGUCGGGACCUCUGAGUCCUGCUAUGCUUACUGGCCCCGCUGGGGGUAGUGACUACUUUGGCGAGCCCUGGAAAGGCGGUUUCCCGACGCCGAACGAGUCAUCGCUCCGUACUGGCCUUACUCCUGGUGGAGGCGGUUCAAUGUUCCCUGCCCCUAGCCCUAACUCACAGGCUUUGUUCAGUCAAUUGCAGAGCGGAGGUGCCACUCCAAGCACAAGUGAAUUCUACCGUGCUGCGUUCAAGAUGAACAACUUCGGUCAGAACGUCAACGGACCUACAUCUCAGCCGCCUGAGCCAAGCACUCAAGCCGGCGACAACAAGUCUUUCCCUGCUCCUCAACAACCGCAACCAGCUACACAGGGCCCACAGCAAGAUCCGUUUGGUCAGCACGAUGCCAAUGUAGUGACGUCAUUGCUUGGCUUGUCCCGUGCGGAUGCAGCCCAGAACAGCAACAACCAGUUUGCGAUACCUGGCCAGCCGCCACAUGGCAUCAACACGAACCUUGCUCAUGUCCAAGCCCAUAUGGGUGGACGUUCUCAAGAUACCUCACCUACUUCUCUAAAGCGUGCCGGCAAAAACUCCAUCGCCAGCAUGUCCGGCUCCGCUGACGGCGGAGAAUUCUCCGAGGACGCGCACAGCGAGGAUGCCAAACCAUCCAGAUCAAGGAACAAGAAAGCUGCUAAUGGAAAAGGAACUUCCAUCAAUGGAAGACGGAAAGCCGAUGAUGGCGCCGUCAAGGGUCCGUCUAACAAGAAGGCCAAGGGCAACAAUGGCAAUGCCAUGAUGGACGAUGACGAUGACUCCGAUGACGAGCACAAGGACCACUCUGUCAAGCAGGAAGGCAGUGACGGCAAGAAGAUGACCGAUGAAGAGAAAAGGAAGAACUUCUUGGAGCGCAACAGAGUCGCCGCCCUCAAGUGUCGCCAGAGGAAGAAGCAGUGGCUGGCAAACCUUCAGGCCAAGGUCGAGCUCUUCAGCACUGAGAACGAUGCCCUCUCAGCGCAAAUUACUCAGCUUCGCGAAGAGAUUGUUAAUCUCAAGACGAUGUUGUUGGCACACAAGGACUGCCCUGUCUCUCAAGCACAGGGCAUCAGUGGCAUGGCUAUGACCAACUUUAUUGGUGACAUAAACCAUCAUGCUCAUCCAUAUGGCAUGGGCAUGCCGCCGAAUGGCGUGCCGCCAAUGGGUAUGGGCAUGCCUCAACCGCCUCAACAAUCGAUGCAAAGGAGGUGAGAAAAUGCCAGCGCGAGAUCCUUUGCAUGAGCGUAGAAGAAACUCACAAGCCAAGUCGACGUUCCAUCUAUGCCUCAUGCGGGUCUUGCUGAAGGCAACAUGCCGUCGCCAAAGGGAGACACGCCACAUC
Molecule: messenger RNA, 1866 nt
Organism: Aplosporella prunicola CBS 121167
Lineage: Eukaryota; Fungi; Ascomycota; Dothideomycetes; Botryosphaeriales; Aplosporellaceae
Exons: 4
Coding region: 90-1736 (548 amino acids)
Biological process (GO): regulation of transcription by RNA polymerase II
Molecular function (GO): RNA polymerase II cis-regulatory region sequence-specific DNA binding; DNA-binding transcription factor activity, RNA polymerase II-specific
Source: RefSeq, a predicted model, not a curated record